CUUCCCGUUUGUGCUAAUUGUUUAAUAGUUAAAUGUGGAAAGCCCAAAUGGUUGUUAGAUGAAAAUGUCGUUUAACUAGAUUAUUGUUUCAUUUCGUAAGUGGUCUGCAUCAAUGUGGUGGCUUCAUAUUGUCAAUGACAUAUGAUGUUUGACUUUACAUUGAAGAAUAUUUUAUGUUUUCACUUGAAUUACACUGGCCAUAAGGGCAUGUACCUCAACUUUCUCAGCUGCCAUUGGGUGACUCUGAGACAAUAGCAUACCAUGGGUGAUUUUCCACUUAUCUUUUUCAUAAGUUCCAUCAUUUUAGCUUUAAAGGUCUAUGCCCAACAAAAUUAUUCAGGCAAUACUGUCAUGAGUUGUGAAGGAACCAAUGAAACAGGAACUACGGCUUCUUUUCUCUUUUCUUGCAAUGGUGAAAAGUUCUCCUGUCGAUCAUUCGUGAUUUUUAGAUCAGAUUCUCCUUAUAAUACUGUUUCUUCCAUCUCAAAACUCCUAUCUUCGAACCCUGAUGAGAUUGUCCACAUCAACAAUAUUUCAAGGUUUAAAAUAUUGGAUCAGAACCAAGAAGUUAUAGUUCCAGUAAAUUGUUCAUGUUCAGGUCUGUACUAUCAGGCUGACACCUCUUAUGUUAUACCAAGCAAAUAUGAUACCUAUUUUCGCAUCGCAACCAGCACGUAUCAGGGGUUAUCUACUUGCAGUGCUCUUAUGCAUGAAAAUGUCUACAAUGCACUGGAUCUGUUUCCAGGUCUAAAUUUGCGGGUACCACUCAGAUGUGCCUGUCCUACAAGGGAUCAGUCAAGAAAUGGUGUGAAAUAUUUGGUGACUCAUUUGGUUACAUGGGGAGACAACGUUUCUAGCAUUAGCGCGCAGUUCAGUGUCAGUAGUCAAAGUACAGCAUAUGCAAAUGGAUUAUCUGAAAAUUCAGUUCUUUAUCCUUUCACAACAAUACUGAUUCCUCUGCCAAAAGAACCAUCAAGCUCCCAAACAAGGACUAUUAAGAGAACACACACUGAAAUCUUUUACCCUUCUAGACACAAAAUAUCAUACCGCAGUCUUUUCAUUGGGGUAGGAACUGGUGUAUCCCUUGCAGUCCUCUGUUUUAUCUUGUUCAUUGUCUUAAAACAUAAAAAGGAAAGCGUAAGAGGUGAAAUACUUGGGAACAGAAGACAAGGGAAACAAAAAAGGAAUUUGCCAGAACAUGUCCUGGAAAGUAUAGUUGGUGAAGGUCAAAUGAUCAAAGUUUAUGAAUUUGAAGAACUGGUGGCUGCAACUGAAAACUUCAGCUCGCGAAAAAAAUUUGGUCAUUGUGUUUAUAAAGGGGUCCUUCGAGGAAAACUGAUGGCCAUCAAGGAGAUGAGCACAGACAUAUCAAAGGAGGUUAAAUUUCUUGCAAAGAUCAACCAUUUCAAUUUAAUUAGCCUCGCUGGUUUCUGUAAGCAUCAUCAACUAUCCUAUCUUGUUUUCGAGUUCAUGGAAAAUGGAUCUUUAAAAGAAUGGCUUUUCAAGGAUGAUAACCCCGAGGCUCAGAGCUGGAACUGCAGAAUUCGUAUUGCCUUAGAUAUCGCUGAUGGUCUAGAUUAUAUUCAUAACUUCACAGCUCCAGCUUAUGUGCACAAUAACAUAAGCAGUAACAGUAUCUUACUUAACAGACAUCUAAGGGCCAAGAUUUCAAAUUUUAGCCUGGCGCGGUCAGCUAACAAUGAAGGAAUGAUAACUUCAUCUAUGAAAUUCAUCGAGGGAAACAAUGGUUACAUGGCACCAGAGUACAUUGAAACUGGUCAGGUUACUCCCAAGAUAGAUAUCUAUGCAUUUGGAAUCGUUUUGUUGGAGAUAAUAACAGGAAAAGGGGCUGUUUUUGAGCAGGAUGGAAAAGAAGUACUCCUGUCAGAGACGGUGCUUGAAAGUAUGGAUGAAGAAUCUAAAAUUCAAGAACUCACAGAUCCAAGGCUACAAGUUAAGCACCCUCUUGGUUACAUAAUUCAACAGACUGAUCUCGUUCUUCGAUUGGUGAGAUUAUGUGCAGCAUGCUUGACGAUGGAACCUGAAAGAAGACCAAGUGCAAAUGAAGUAAUAUCUACCUUACUCAAAAUCCAGUCUGAUGUACAAAACUAGAGAACUUGUGUACAAAUGAAUAAGUGCUUAUAUGUUAUGUUCAGAGAGGUCCCAACAGUGAACUUUUGUUUCUUAAAUGUAAAGUUAAAGACUUGGGUGUGGCCUCUAUACUGUUCAUCUAGUCCCAAUUUCCUUCCUUUUCUCUUUUCUUAGUUUUCACCCAAUGGGCUAUAUAUUAAUUCUUCAUGGA
Solanum pennellii is the source of this 2302-nucleotide messenger RNA. RefSeq names its product protein LYK5-like. NCBI's taxonomy places the organism in Eukaryota, Viridiplantae, Streptophyta, Magnoliopsida, Solanales, Solanaceae. The transcript has a single exon. The record is from RefSeq and is a predicted model, not a curated record. Bases 262 to 2112 code for a protein of 616 amino acids. Gene Ontology annotation, biological process: protein phosphorylation. Gene Ontology annotation, molecular function: ATP binding; protein kinase activity.